This is a messenger RNA of Clonostachys solani, 564 nucleotides long. NCBI's taxonomy places the organism in Eukaryota, Fungi, Ascomycota, Sordariomycetes, Hypocreales, Bionectriaceae. The record is from the annotation of a GenBank genome assembly.
AUGGGACUCAAUACCAAGAUGCCGACGGGUACCAAGAAAUACCAGUAUCCUGUCCCCCACGACAGCAACAACUGCUCUUCAACUGAUGACGCAGAACUUACAAUCGAAGGGACCAUGAGCGGCAAGAAACGAGGACGAGAGCACCUCCCCCCUAAUUCGGACGUUGAACAGAAGAAACAGAAGAUGGAAGCAAAUGAAGAGGAGGGCAAAGAUGGAGAAGAAGCUAGUGAUAAGAACGGAUGCCGAGUCUCUUGUACCCCUGAUCCGGUCUAUGCUUCGGACGAGGAAAAGAUGAAGCAGAAGUUGAAAGACCAAGAGAAUUCAACAACCGUGAAUACCGAACACGAAGAAAAAGCCGAAGGGAAGAAGUGCAAAUGUCAUGAGAUAGGAGAAUAUUUGAGAUCUAUUGAGAAGAGGGUGGAGAGCGUGGAAGCAGAGAUGGAGAAGCUCUGGGCAGACUUCGAAACUCUCAAGAGAGAAACGGAGAUGCGCCUUGAUUGGUUGAAUGGAGCGCUUACGGUGCUCUCAGCAGCCGUAGGUUGCUUGAUGCGCCGAUUCCUGUGA